Molecule: messenger RNA, 2055 nt
Organism: Dovyalis caffra
Lineage: Eukaryota; Viridiplantae; Streptophyta; Magnoliopsida; Malpighiales; Salicaceae
Source: the annotation of a GenBank genome assembly
AUGGCGGAGAGUACAAAUUCUUCCGUCAAGUCAGCCGUGAUCGAUUAUUGUACGAAAUGCUUGGAUCAACCAGAACAGGAGAUUCGAAAUCCACCUGGAAGGCAUGACUCGUUAGCAGUACUUAUUAUGGAUAAAGUUACAGUGAAAGUCAUGUCCCACUCUUGUAAAAUGUCAGAUAUUACAGACCAAGGAAUUUCAUUGGUGGAAGAUCUUUUCAGGAGGAGGGAACCUAUGACCUCGAUGGAUGCUAUAUAUUUCAUCCAGCCAUCAAAAGAAAAUGUAGUCAUGUUCUUGUCUGACAUGUCUGGGCGGGAGCCUUUAUACAAGAAUUCAUCUGUUCCAAAAGAAUUGGUUAACCACAUCAAGUGUGAUACAAGUGUGUUACCCCGAAUAGGUGCUUUGAGAGAGAUGAAUUUGGAAUACUUUCCCAUAGAUAAUCAGGCUUUUAUUACUGAUCAUGACGGAGCAUUGGGGGAACUCUAUGGUGAAAAUGUUGAGAGCACUCGCAGAUUUGAUGCAUGUUUGAAUACAAUGGCAACUCGAAUUGCAACAGUUUUUGCUUCAUUGAACGAACUACCUUUUGUACGGUAUCGUGCUGCUAAAGCGUCAGAUGACUCCACAGCAACAUUUCGUGAUUCAAUUCCUUCUAAGAUUGCCGCUGGUGUUUGGAACAAUCUUUUAAAAUACAAAUCUAUUCCCAACUUUCCACAGACUGAGACAUGCGAGCUGCUUAUCCUGGAUAGAUCUAUCGACCAGAUUGCUCCUGUCAUACAUGAAUGGACUUAUGAUGCUAUGUGCCACGAUUUACUGGAAAUGGAUGGAAAUAAAUAUGUCGUUGAGCUCCCUAGCAAAACAGGUGGCAGUUCUGAGAAAAAGGAUGUCCUUCUAGAAGACCAGGAUCCAGUUUGGCUUGAGCUUCGCCAUGCACAUAUAGCAGAUGCUAGUGAACGUUUGCAUGACAAGAUGACCAACUUUGUGUCCAAGAACAAAGCUGCACAAAUGCAACAGAGCGCGAGAGAUGGUAGUGAAAUAUCGACACGAGAUUUGCAGAAAAUUGUCCAAGCUUUGCCAAAAUACAAUGAACAAGUUGAGAGACUAACACUUCACAUUGAGAUUGCUGGAAAAAUUAACGGAGUUAUCAGAGAAUUGGGACUUCGAGAUCUUGGGCAACUGGAGCAGGAUCUUGUUUUUGGGGAUGCAGGUGCUAAGGAUGUUAUCAACUUUCUAAGGACGAAGCAGGAUACAUCUCCUGAAAAUAAGUUGCGUUUGCUGAUGAUCUAUGCAUGCGUGUAUCCUGAGAAAUUUGAGGGUGACAAAGCUUCAAAGUUAAUGCAGCUGGCUAGGUUAUCAAGUGAGGAUUUGAAGGUUGUUAAUAAUAUGAAAUUGCUUCGGGGUUCAUCUGAGUCCAAAAAGACAACAGGUGGUUUCUCUCUCAAAUUCGAUAACCAGAAGACAAAGCAAGCAGCUAGAAAGGAGCGAACUGAUGAGGAAGAAACGUGGCAACUUUUUCGAUUUUAUCCCGUGCUAGAGGAGCUCCUUGAAAAUCUCAGCAAACGUGAAUUGCCAAAGAAUGAGUAUUCGUGUAUGAAUGAUCCAAGUUCAACUGUCCAAGAAAGCACAAGGAGAGGAUCAGUACGGAAAAGUCAUGCUUCAGCUGCUCCAGCUGCUCCAGAGAGAAAAGCUCCUGCACAAUCAAUGAGAUCAAGACGAACUGCAACUUGGGCACGAACUAGUAAUUCUGAUGACGGAUAUUCAAGUGAUUCAGUCUUGAAGACAGCAACGAAAGAGUUCAAGAGAAUGGGACAGCGUAUUUUUGUAUUCAUCGUUGGUGGUGCAACACGUUCAGAGCUACGAGCAUGUCACAAGCUCACAGCAAAACUGGGGAGAGAAGUUGUUCUAGGUUGUUCUAGUUUGGAUGAUCCUCCACAAUAUAUCACGGUCAGAAGUAGGAGGACUGAACAAGGCUUGUUGUAUUUCUCAAGACUCGUGACCAGGCGAAAUAGCAAUCACCUACGCACUGCCGCAAUGCAACCUGAACACUGUUUAUUACAGUAG